GAUGAUAUCAAUGGACGAGAGAUUUAUUGAAAUUAACAAUUGAUUUAAUGUUUACAUCAUUUUAUAACUAAUUUGAUGACUAUUUAGUUUAAUUAUAUGAAUCUAAAUAAUAAAUAAAUAUAAUAAACAUGAAUAAUAUGAACGCAGCGUUUGGAGCGGCGAAAGCAGGGUCUGCUUUUGAUCCAAUCGGUUAUGUUAUGCGACCACAAGUUAUACUGCGGUUUAUUUGUUGGUUAUGCUCAGUCAUAGUGUUUGGUUGUAUAUCAGCCAAGGGCUGGUAUAAAGAGGGCAAACUUGACAAAUGUUUGUAUAAUAAGGAUAACAACGCGUGUCGGUUGGGGUCAGGACUGGGUCUCAUCGGGUUCUUAGCGAGCAUUGCUUUCCUAGUAUUGGAGGCAUUGUUUCAAAAUCUUUCGUCAAUCAAAAUCAGACGUCGAGUCGUUGCUUUUGAUUUAGGAUUUUCUGGUGUCUGGUCAGUGCUAUACUUGAUAUGUUUUGCAUAUUUGGGUAUAGCGUGGGCUAAGUCUGAUUAUCCGCCAUUUGGUGAGGGCAUCAAUAGCUGUAGGGCUGCCAUUGCUUUCUCUUUCUUUUCCAUCGCUUCGUGGGCUGGCUGUACAUACUUUGCACACCAGCGUUGGGUUAGUGGUACAGAUAUGACUCAAUUUGCGAGUGGAUUUGAAAACGAAGACAUUGGUGGUGGAGGUGCCGGCUAUUCGGCAUACGGCGGGGCCACCGAUGAACCGACUUAUCAGGAAAAUCCAUUCACAAAUAUGCCGCCAUCGGACCAGAUGUCUAACAUUAACUAUACUGCGCCUACAUAUUAAAUCAGUUAUUUGUUGAAUUUAUUUAAAUAAAUCAAUGCAAUAGAUUGUGGAAAGUAUCCAUUAUAUAACUAUUGACGUCUUUAA
This is a messenger RNA of Oppia nitens, 908 nucleotides long. RefSeq names its product synaptogyrin-like (gene Syngr). The transcript is spliced from 5 exons. The coding region runs from base 129 to 824 and encodes 231 amino acids. Lineage: Eukaryota; Metazoa; Arthropoda; Arachnida; Sarcoptiformes; Oppiidae. Gene Ontology annotation, cellular component: synaptic vesicle membrane; neuromuscular junction. The record is from RefSeq and is a predicted model, not a curated record.